UCGAAAGUAAAAAGCGGCCGCGAAUUGCACACACAACAACGAGCUGAACAAGUUAAUUUUCUGCAUAAAGAAAAAUAAAUGAAAUAAAAGACAAACAUAAGUGCAAAGUGACAGUGUAAUGUCAAUGACAUCCACCAAAUCUCCAGAAUCUAAUAAAAAUCCGUUUUGUAAGCGUCUCUUAGCUUGGUUGAACUGGCAGAAGAGUGAAAAUUAAGAAUACUGCAAUAAGCAAUAAUUCCACCCGGCCCGUUAUUUACAUACAUACAUAGAGAAACUUACAAAAGAAAAGCUUCACGCACGCUCACCAACACACAUCUACAUACACUCAAAACGCACACACCUAUAUAUACAUAUUUAUAUAUAUGUAUAUGUAUAUACAGUACACAGCAACGACUAGUGAACGCGUCAAGUGAAUCAGCGUCUGAUCGUCUCGUCGCUCCCACUCGUAAAAGCUCGCGCUCACGCUCCCUCCCAUCAGCCCGUCAGCAGCAAAAGUCUCUUCAACUCGUUUGGCGGCCUCAACAUGCAGAGCGACUUUCACAGAAUGAAGAAUUUUGCCAACCCCAAAUCCAUGUUCAAAAGCAGCACUGUGUCUGCCGGCACUGAACAGCCCAAUGCUAAUGCUAACACAGUAGCACCUGGUCGUCCAGAUCCAACUCCAACUGGUACUGCUGCUGCUGCUCCUGCUACCGAAGUGGCUUCCAAGAAGGAGGAGGCCAAGGAUGUCGCCGAUCCACAGUCCGAUGAUGGAGCUGUGCGUACCGAGCAUUUGUUUAAACACCCGCUGCAGAACACAUGGACCCUCUGGUAUUUGGAGAACGAUCGCACCAAAUCCUGGGAGGAUAUGCUGAACGAAAUUACCAGCUUCGAUACAGUCGAAGACUUCUGGAGUCUAUACAAUCAUAUUAAGCCGCCAUCUGAGAUCAAAUUGGGCAGCGAUUACUCUCUAUUCAAGAAGGGCAUUCGCCCCAUGUGGGAGGACGCUGCCAAUAAGCAAGGUGGUCGCUGGGUGAUCACAUUGAACAAAAGCUCCAAGAACGAUUUGGACAACUUGUGGCUCGAUGUGCUGCUUUGUUUGAUUGGCGAGGCAUUCGAUCAUUCCGAUCAAAUCUGUGGCGCCGUUGUCAAUAUUCGCGCCAAGAGCAAUAAAAUAUCUAUAUGGACUGCCAAUGGCAACAACGAGGAAGCCGCUCUGGAGAUUGGACACAAGCUACGCGAUGCUCUACGUCUGGGACGCCAAAAUUUGCUUCAAUACCAACUGCAUAAGGACACCAUGGUCAAGCAAGGAUCGAGUGUCAAAUCGAUUUAUAAUUUGUAAAAUUUCGAGCUAGGCUCUCUAAAUUUUGCAACAGUUUUUUAAGUUUUUUGCGUUGGCUUUAUUACCGGUUAUAGCUAAUCCAGUUUAUAGCAACGCAAACAAACUGAUCC
Molecule: messenger RNA, 1428 nt
Organism: Drosophila arizonae
Lineage: Eukaryota; Metazoa; Arthropoda; Insecta; Diptera; Drosophilidae
Gene: eIF4E1
Product: eukaryotic translation initiation factor 4E1
Biological process (GO): translational initiation
Cellular component (GO): eukaryotic translation initiation factor 4F complex; cytoplasm
Molecular function (GO): RNA 7-methylguanosine cap binding; translation initiation factor activity
Source: RefSeq, a predicted model, not a curated record